This is a messenger RNA of Lentinula edodes (shiitake mushroom), 1461 nucleotides long. RefSeq lists its product as uncharacterized. The transcript has 6 exons. Bases 72 to 1343 code for a protein of 423 amino acids. Lineage: Eukaryota; Fungi; Basidiomycota; Agaricomycetes; Agaricales; Omphalotaceae. The record is from RefSeq and is a predicted model, not a curated record. Gene Ontology annotation, molecular function: RNA binding.
AUGGAUUCCCACCAAUCGUUCUUUGCUUUCACCCUCCAUCCCCCACCACCUUAUUCAAUCUUAGAUCAAUCAUGUCCGACAUUGAUGCUGACCUUUAUGGAGAUCUAUACGAAACCGACUUCGUUGACCAGGCUGCAGACGAAAAGCUUACUGAAACACCGGUACAGCAGCCGCAGGUCAAGACUGAGGUACCGGCGACCCCCAAGGCUCCAGAAGCUAUUAAAACCGCAUCAAGCAAUAAUCAUUCAGUCCCCACUACGUACGCCUUCUCGAAUGUCCCAACAACCGUUGCACCUUCAGUACAACAGAUACCAACAUACGAAGAGGUCUCAAAUGACUACACAUCGUCACGUCUAAGCGGCAUUCAGAGUAUCUCUUCUUCUGAACAGCGUCCUGUCCGUCCUUCAGAGAUGAAAGACGAUGGGAAGAUGUUUAUCGGUGGUCUACACUGGGACACAACUGAUGAUGGUCUGCGCACAUACUUUGAACAGUUUGGCAAAGUCGAAGCUUGUACUAUUAUGCGUGACCAAGCUGGUCGAUCACGAUGUUUUGCCUUCCUUACCUUUGAAGAUCCUGCUAGUGUGAAUGCCGUGAUGGUCAAAGAGCAUGUGUUGGAUGGUAAAAUUAUUGAUCCCAAACGCGCGAUUCCUCGUCAAGAACACCAACGUGCAACGAAGCUUUUUAUUGGAGGCCUAGCGGCAACGGUCACAUCUGAGUCGAUGAGAGAGUUCUUUUCCCAAUUUGGUCGGGUUGUGGACUCUACCGUUAUGUUAGAUCGCGAGACCGGACGAAGCAAGGGCUUUGGGUUUGUGUCGUUGGAGGAUGCCAAUGUUCAACCAUUUCUAGGAUUUGGUAACCUAGAGAUCGAUGGUAAACUGAUCGACGUAAAACUUGCGCAACCUCGAUAUCAACGAGAGCACUUCCAAGAAGAUGAAUCGACUGGUGGAAAUGACGGCGGAUUCAACAACCGUGCUGGAGGCGGUUACGCAAACAAUUUCCAAGGCGGAAGCGGCACUGCCGGAGGGCCUUUUAACGCGCCUGCCACCACGGGUCCAUCGUUUGACCCUCAAGCACUCGCCGCUUUGUACACCAGGAUGUUUCAAAUGACUAGUGGAGGAGGUAUGAACAUGAUGCCCAUGAUGGUCAUGAACAACAUGGCAGGGCGCGGAAUGGGCAUGGCAAGUGGCAUGGGCAGCAUGGGUAUGGGUAGGGGUGCUAUGCUACCAGAAGGAGCGUCAGCAGGGAUGGGUCAAAUUCCCAGAGGUCCCAGGGGUAAUCUGAACGGACCAGGUCCAGCGAGGUCGCAGAGGGGACAACAUAAUUAUCACCCCUAUGGCCGGUAGUUAUAUUUUUUUCUUGCAAUGUUGUGUCUAUGUGUUGUAAAUCAACUGUCGAUAUCAGAGUAGACCUAGGUUACUUAGACUGUAGUAAUAUUUGAUAAAACACCUACUCAAGCGCUCA